UGAGGACGCCCCGUGACUUUCCCUCGUGAGCUCAACUCCUCACGUGCUGCCCGCCGGCUUGGUGUGGAUGGGUUUGUGACUUGUUCUCUGUCUUCAUGGAAGCCAUGAAGAUGUAAACCUACUUCAGUUCCAUAAAAACAGGACUAUUCCUUCCAUUUGAGAUGCAAGCAGCUGAGUUCCUGAAUUCAAAUACUACAUCACAUAGAAUGAACAGGAUUUUUGCAUACAUCUUUCCUUAAAAAUGGAGUUUAACAAAAGUGAUUUUUGGAUUGAAACGAUGGGUAGAAAAGAUGCCUCUACAGCAAGGACUCCUGUUGACCAGUACAGGAAACAAAUAGGAAAACAAGAUUAUAAGAAAACCAGGCCUAUGUUAAGAGCUACAAGAUUAAAAGCAGAGGCCAAGAAAACUGCACUAGGCGUAAAGGAAGUUGCCCUUGUCCUUGCAGCUAUACUGGUAUUUUUGUUGGCUUUCUAUGCUUUCUUUUAUCUUAACAUUUCCAAUGAAGUUGACCUUGAUCUGGAUCCAGAUGAAAACUAGCAGAUGCAAUGAAUCUAUCAUCAAGAUUUUUUUCAACUUGAACAAGACUACGCAGGAACACACAGUACCUUCACUGUGAGACAGUAAAUGAUGCCAUUUCUUGCGGUCCAAAUUCAUAAGAAAGUUUCGCAAUACGUCAGUCACUUUUACAUUCCAGAUCUCCAAAAUACGAGAACACUCAUGCCCGGCAAGUGUAUUUGGUUAACACCAAAGCCAGUUUAUUGUUUACAUUGUUUUUUUCUCAGGCAGAGAACUUUGAUGUGAAAAGACAGGUGCUAUUAUUAUCAUGGGUAUUGAUGCUGACUUCACAGGAGGAGAGUCUGCCUUGACUAAAUUUAGGAAUCAAAGCUUCCUAAUAGCCAAAUUAGGUUCCUUUUCCUUUCCCAAAAGAAAGCAGAAAUGCCAAAUAAAAAGUCUUGUCUUGAUUUGUAUUUAAAAUAUAUCAAACCCCCUCAUCCUUUCUCUCCCUUUUAAUCUUUCUUGUGCAUGUGUGCACAUGCGCGUGCAUGAAGAUGGAAGGAAUUGUAGGAAAAAAAAUAUCUUUUUUGAAGCAGUCUGUCACCUCCUAUAUGGACUUAAUUUUAUGUCAUCCCAGAUUCUGUGUGCCCAUAUAUCUGCAGUAAUCUUUUUUCAUUCUUUUGCCAACUGUUCAGCACACAUGUGUUCUGUCAGAAAUGGCACCUGGAUGACAGAAGCUCUAACAUUCGCAUAUGCCUCUGAAACACAGUUCUUUGCCUCCUGUGCUGUCUGAACUAGUGUAAAUAGAAAGUUCAGUUGAUGUUGGUUUUAAUUAGUGUAUUGCUCUAUUAAUAUAAAGUCACAAUCUUAUUUUAAUUAUACUCUUCCCGCUGGUUGUGGUAUCAACUUGCUCUACCUGUUAGGGGGAUAUUGCAAAAAAAUUGCAGUCAUUUUAAUCAUCAAAUUAAUGUGAGAAGUUGUAAGUAUCGAGAAACCUUUUUUUUUUCGUGCAUACUAGUAAUCGGGAAAAUCUUGGCCCCAUGACAUCCUUCAGUUCUUGCAAAGUACUUUUUAGAAUAUGCACUGUUGAAAACAUUUCUGAUCCCUUUGAUAACCACGAGCCACUUGAAGAAGUCGGUAUGUCAAAGCAGCUGCAGGGACCUGUGAAAUUCUGGCUUUAUCCCGGUCUGCUUCUUCGGCUUUGGCAUAUAACUGAGCUUGUGGUUGUAAAGGUUCAGUUUUGAUCCUUCUAAAACUGUGGUCAGCCUUUCUCUAGUUCGGAUUCACUUUGAUACCAAGAAAAGCAUAAAGCCGUUGGUGCUGAAUGUGGCAAGGGAGUUAGGCAGAUUGGCUUCCAGAAAAGUUAUCAUAAUUCUGAAAUUCUAUUAGCAAACUAGCUUGGCUUUAUCUUUGAUACCAAUUUCAGGGCUGAAUGUUAGGUUUAGUUGCAACUGAGAUAUUUACUGACUUGUUCCAGAAAUGCUCAACUAAAAUUUCUUACAGUGAUUUUCAAGACAAAGGGUUACAAAUCAUAGCAAAUAUUAUAAUGGAAAAUAUAUUUAUUUUAAAUUGACACAGUCCCAUUAUCACCACUUAAGGAACUUAGAUCAAUACAGUUAAUUUUUAAACCAUACAGUAACUAUGACCAUAUACAUUAUGAGUCUCUAAGGAUCCACUUCUUAUCUGUCAUACUCCUCAUUCACUUUAUGCAAUGCAAAACAACUCUAGAAAUUCAGAGUACAACAGUCUUCCGAGAAGAAUAUGAAAGAGAAGCAUAAACGUAUAUGUGCAAAUAUUUCUCAUUUUCUAAUUAUGACUGAUAGAGACACAGAAUCCUAAUAUUUAUGCAUUUAUAUGACUUAUAGUCCACUAAUACUUGCACACAUGAACAAUGCUCAGCAACAUGUUGCGUUUAUGGUGAAGCAUUAUCUGACACAUGGCCCGACUUUCAGUGGAGAGAAAAGCACAUCACAAGCUGUCUCCUUGGAUGUGACAUGCCUUUCACUUCACCAGCGCCACACCACAUGUCACAGAAGCCGCAGACCUCUCCUAUUACUUUGCAUGAGCAAUUUUCUUGUUCCAUAGAAUGCUGGAAGGAUUGCUUUCUUAAUGUCUGCACGUAGCUCUCUGGGUGAUGUGUGGCCUGAGAAUGAUGUGUAGUUAUCCCCUUCAUGCAGGUUGUCUCAUAACUUGCUCUCUGAAUCAGUUCCAUGAAAAAUCAAGCUAUUCUUACCGUCAAAUUUAGGGACAUGAAGUUCCUAGAACAGGAAGAUUGCACUUCCCAUAGUUAUGACUCAUAGACAAAAUCCGAAGCGCGUACAUGUGUGAUUGAAGCAGCUUCCCUGAUUUGUGGCUUAUCAGUGCAUAUUGGCCACAAGUGCCAUAGUUUGCAGUUUGUCUGUUGGCUUUGUUUAGGUUAGGCCUUUUCAUUCAUGUGAAAGAUAUUCACAUGUAACAAGAAAAUUUCCUUUUGUGUAGAUAAACUGGAUAGACUCCUGUUCAGUGUACAUAGAAAUACAUGGCAAAUAUUGCAGCAAAUACACUUUAUCUCUUAUCAGUACAAUAAUUUCUAAUGAGACUGUGUCAAUGGUUUUGUAAAGCUAACAGCUCCCACUUUUCAUGAAAUUAUUCAUCCUUGGUUUUCUAAAAGGCACAAACACAACAAUGUUAGCAAUGAGGUCUGAUUCUGAGCUUACUAAUUCAUGAUUCCCCUGAGUUGACUGAAAGUACAACUGAUUUACUCCAAGGGAAAAUCAGAAUCAGACCUGAAGUUAUUUCCGCUUUCUGGAGGGCUACAUUGUCCAUGCCUGAUAUUUUAAAGUUGAGACUGAUUUUAGUCUUGCAAAUAUGUGGCUUAUUUUGCCCUUAAUUAUAUCUGAGAUGAUUGAAAUAUGCCUCUUGGUUUUUGGACCACCUAUCUUUGUAUGAGUUGCUCAGUGUCUGUUUUAAUAAUAAAUGUAUUUUU
Molecule: messenger RNA, 3461 nt
Organism: Grus americana (Whooping crane)
Lineage: Eukaryota; Metazoa; Chordata; Aves; Gruiformes; Gruidae
Gene: TRIQK
Product: triple QxxK/R motif containing
Exons: 6
Coding region: 242-538 (98 amino acids)
Cellular component (GO): endoplasmic reticulum membrane
Source: RefSeq, a predicted model, not a curated record